Heterobilharzia americana is the source of this 919-nucleotide messenger RNA. The record is from the annotation of a GenBank genome assembly. Lineage: Eukaryota; Metazoa; Platyhelminthes; Trematoda; Strigeidida; Schistosomatidae.
GAUUCAUUUGAAAAAGCUUGUGUUUAAUUUCUUGUUCAUUGACGUAUUGGGCAUCGUAAGACUUUAUCGCGCUCACUUUUAAAUCCCUUGGCGCGUGCAUACUUCACAGUUAUGGAAUCAGCGGGAGGCGGUCGAGGAGGUUUCCGUGGUUCUUUUGGAGCACGAGGAAGAGGUCGUGGACGCGGUCGUGGUCGCGGCCGAGGCCGUGGUAGAGGGGUUGUUGCGAAGGAAUGGAAGCCCGUUACUCAGCUGGGUCGCUUAGUUUACGACAAAAAGAUAACAACAUUAGAAGAGAUCUAUAUGUUCAGCUUACCAAUCAAGGAGUGUGAAAUUAUCGACACGCUUUUAGGAUCGAGCCUGAAGGACGAGGUGCUGAAGAUCAUGCCUGUUCAGAAACAAACUUGUGCUGGUCAACGUACUCGAUUCAAAGCCAUCGUUGCAAUGGGUGAUCACAACUGCCAUGUUGGCCUUGGGGUCAAGUGUGCGAAAGAGGUUGCCACCGCGAUUAGAGGUGCUAUUAUUCAAGCAAAGUUGUCGAUCAUCCCUGUUAGGAAAGGAUAUUGGGGUAAUCAAAUAGGGAAGCCGCAUACAGUUCCAUGUAAAGUCACGGGGAAAUGCGGCUCAGUAUCUGUUCGUUUGAUCCCUGCACCCCGUGGCACCGGGAUUGUCGGCGCCCCGGUUCCCAAGAAACUCUUGCAUAUGGCUGGUAUUGAAGAUGUGUACACUAGUGCACGUGGUCAAACUUCCACUCUGGGGAAUUUCGCCAAAGCAACUUACGCAGCUAUACGGGCCACCUACGAAUACCUGACUCCAGACUUGUGGAAUGUGACUCCGAAAGCAAAACAUCUUUUCGUUGAAUAUUCAGAAUAUCUUAGCAAAGUUUCAAAACAGGUUUGAAUGAAAAUAAAGUUUUUUCGGG